GAUUGCAUUUAUAUCCCUGCUAAGCUGACUGCUGCUCUAAAUAACAGUAGGACUGUAGACAGCUGCCUCUGUUCGUCAGCUGCUGGUAACUUCCCCGCAACCACUCCUCCACCAGUGUGCCUUUCUGUACCACGGAGCUUUGCCUGGGCAAUUUCUGAGGUGCCACAUCCAGCAGCAUCAGCGUUGUGUGAGCCGCUGCCCUCCAGGAACCAAAAAAGGUUGCCGUAAGCUGUAAUGGGUGACUGGAGUCUUCUGGGGAACUUCCUUGAAGAAGUACAGGAACACUCCACGUCUGUUGGCAAGGUCUGGUUGACUGUCCUCUUCAUCUUCCGUAUCCUGGUGCUGGGCACGGCAGCCGAAUCCUCCUGGGGCGAUGAGCAGUCCGACUUCAUGUGCGACACGGAGCAGCCGGGUUGCACCAACGUGUGCUACGACUCGGCCUUCCCCAUUGCCCACAUCCGCUACUGGGUCCUGCAAAUUGUGUUUGUUUCAACCCCCUCCCUCAUCUACAUGGGACACGCCAUGCACACGGUGCGAAUGGAGGAGAAACGGCAGCAAAGGGAGGAGGAGGAGGACCAGGGUGGGGGUCGGGGGGAGAAAGACUACCUGGAGCAAAAGGAGCCCGGCAAGGGUGAGGCUGCGGGGAAGGUUCGUCUCAGGGGGGCUCUGCUCAAGACAUACGUGCUCAGCAUUCUGAUCCGCACAGUCAUGGAGGUGACCUUCAUCGUGGGACAGUACAUGAUCUAUGGCAUCUUCCUCAGAGCCCUAUACCUGUGUGACACCAAACCCUGCCCCAACCCGGUCAACUGCUACAUGUCCCGCCCCACCGAGAAGAACGUCUUCAUUGGCUUCAUGCUGGCAGUGGCAGGAAUCUCACUCUUCCUCAGUAUCCUGGAGCUGUACCACCUGGCCUGGAAGCAAUCCAAGCGUUGCCUCAAAGCCUACGUUGAAUCGCGUGCCCGGAAGAAGGCGCCCGCAGCCGUGGCAAUCGCCGCAGAGCCCGACACCCCAAGCCACCCGUCACUUGCCUGCACCCCUCCUCCAGACUUCAACCAGUGCUUAGCCAUGGCAUCCCCCCACUCACACGGCCACCCCAGCUGCCCACCGUUCAACAACAGGAUGGCCAAUCAGCAGAACUCGGCCAACCUGGCCACCGAGCGCCAUUGCAGCCGCGAUAACCUGGAGGUGGAAGACUUCCUGCAGACUAGCUAUUCACAGGCAGGCGAAGUCCCCAAUGUCAGCACCCCUCCCCAGCUGCUCUCCGGGGCCUUCAUGAAGGACAAACGCCGCCUCAGCAAGACCAGCAGCUCCAGCGGCCGGGUACGGCCUGACGAUCUGGCAAUAUAGAUCAGGGAGCCUAAGAGUGAGGCCUGGUGCUGGUUCUGGCUGUAAGAAAGAGUUGAAAAGACCUCUCUUCUGGGAGUGCAGGCCACAUUUCACUAGAAGCAACGGGACUGUGAAAGGGUGUCGGAUCCACGAGACAGCCGGACUACGUGGGCCCAUCAUCUAAGACUAAUAAACAUGACGGCUCCUCAUAGAGGAAAUGACUGGUCAGGUUUAACAUUAGAAGAAAUGAUGAAAUUAAUGUUGUAGUUUUUUCAUUACAGUGCAAUACCCUGAAAUCAUAUAAUUCAUGCCCAACACAUUUCCUAUCUGUUACAAAACCACCAAAAUGGACCUUUAAUCACUGAUUCGGGAGACUUCAGUGGUGCUUUUUCAAGGCUUGAAUUUUAAAUCUCAUUCAACAAAAACACAUAUAUUAACAACUUGUGAGUAUACACCCACCCCUCUUAUAACAGGGUCCAGCACAAGAGAAACCAAUACAACACCAUAUGAAAAUACAUUUACAUUUAUUUAUUUAGCAGACACUUUUCUCCAAAGU
Molecule: messenger RNA, 1882 nt
Organism: Scleropages formosus (Asian bonytongue)
Lineage: Eukaryota; Metazoa; Chordata; Actinopteri; Osteoglossiformes; Osteoglossidae
Product: gap junction alpha-5 protein-like
Exons: 2
Coding region: 235-1347 (370 amino acids)
Biological process (GO): heart development; cell-cell signaling; atrial cardiac muscle cell to AV node cell communication by electrical coupling
Cellular component (GO): connexin complex
Molecular function (GO): gap junction channel activity involved in atrial cardiac muscle cell-AV node cell electrical coupling
Source: RefSeq, a predicted model, not a curated record